Colletotrichum graminicola M1.001 is the source of this 1332-nucleotide messenger RNA. Its product is annotated as TBC domain-containing protein. Gene Ontology annotation, biological process: activation of GTPase activity; negative regulation of septation initiation signaling. Lineage: Eukaryota; Fungi; Ascomycota; Sordariomycetes; Glomerellales; Glomerellaceae. The transcript is spliced from 3 exons. Gene Ontology annotation, cellular component: mitotic spindle pole body. The record is from RefSeq and is a predicted model, not a curated record. The coding region runs from base 1 to 1332 and encodes 443 amino acids. Gene Ontology annotation, molecular function: GTPase activator activity.
AUGACGACCGAAUUGCUCCCGCCGCCCUCGCCGCGAACGCAUCGUCUCCGUAAACUGCAGUCGGCGCACAACCUGGGGUCCAAGGCCGCCCUCCAACUGCAGCCCCAGCAUCAGCCCUCAUUGAUUGCGCAACAGCGCUUGACGCAGCGGAAUAUUUCUCCGACGCGCCGAGAUCCGAGUGCCUCUUCCACAAUGGUUCGACACACUCGAGGACGAUCCAACAGCGAUGCGCCGGCUCCGGUGGCCCAUCACAUGACUGCCAUGGCCUCCAGCAAGCGUAGCAUGAUGGGCAUUAAUCCGAAGUAUGCCACCAUGUCUCUUCAGCAACUCAUAAAAGAGGGUCCGCCCAACGGAGAUACUGUUGAAGCCCUGGGCAUGGCUCGCCGCAAGGUUCUGAGCGAGGGCAUCAAAAGCGACAGCGACGGCAUGUCAACUUUGCGCAUUUAUGUCUGGCUGAUCCUGCUGGACACUCCCAUCCUUCCCACCGACGACUACCUUGGUCUCAUCCACCGCGGUGCCUCUCCGGCCUACUCCAAGAUUCGUAAUGACACAUUUCGCACUCUCACGACCGAUCCUCUCUUCAGACGACGUGUCAGCGAAGCCAGUUUGAUCCGCCUUCUCAAUGCUGUGGCAUGGCGUCUACAUGAUUCGCGCGAGGAGCAGCGGAGAGAACGGCCGAGCACCGGCAGGAGUUCUAUAUCGCAGGACAGCUCGACAUCCACAGCAACCGCCCACUCGCAGAACCCGGCCUCGUCGCCGAGCGCCAGGAACCGAGCAAGAGCUCUGACAUUGACAACGGAAGGCUCCGAAACCAGUCAUGCAGGGGAGCCGGGGACAUACGUUCAAGGGAUGAACGUCCUAGCCGCGCCUUUUCUAUACGCGGCAAGGAGCGAGUCUGAGGCCUUCAUCGCCUUCUAUACCCUGCUCACACGUGAGUGUCCCGGCUACAUACGCGGCGCUAUGGACGGUGUGCAUAAGGGUCUGGCUUUGGUCGACAAGGUUCUCGCAACCGUCGACUCAAAGCUUAGCGGCUAUCUCCACUCCAAGGGCCUAACGGCUGAGAUUUACGCCUUCCCCUCGGUCCUGACCUUGUGUGCUUGCACCCCGCCGUUGCCCGAGGUGCUUCGCUUGUGGGACUUUCUCUUCGCCUACGGACCACACCUAAACAUUCUUUGUAUUGUGGCCCAGCUGAUGGGCAUGCGGGAUCACCCCAACAAGCUGCUCCGUUCAUUCCCUUCGCUGCAGGCCGAUAAGGUCAUUGAGCGCACUCUCUGGAUUGUAGAGAGAAUACCGGAUGACACUUAUGCGGCCAUUGUUGCCCAUGCCCACUGA